This is a messenger RNA of Canariomyces notabilis, 1624 nucleotides long. RefSeq lists its product as uncharacterized. The coding region runs from base 448 to 1527 and encodes 359 amino acids. Lineage: Eukaryota; Fungi; Ascomycota; Sordariomycetes; Sordariales; Chaetomiaceae. The transcript has 6 exons. The record is from RefSeq and is a predicted model, not a curated record.
AGGGGUAAGAGACUGCUUAAUGUAUUAGGAACUUGAUUCAUCCUGGUUAGAGCAGCCCGCGCUUUCCCCGGACCUCUUCGUAGCGUUGACUACGGUACCAGGGUAGGUCGCUCCCAAGAAACGAAUAGCCCAAGCUACGACUCGCAGGAUCCAUGAACGGCAUUCAUUGCAGCCACGGCGUUCCAUUGAUGGUCCACCUUGUCCGGUCAUGGUGUUGGGCCGUCGACUGACUCGAACUGAAGAGGCGAAACGGGAACAGUCUGUGCGUGCUGGCUGCAUCCAUGUCCAUCUCGGUUCUUCCUGGCGAUCUUCUGGGGUUUCCGAUCUCGAGGGCUAAACUGACGUUCAUGCAACGUUAAAUGGAUCGGAUCCCCAUCCUGAUCGCCAUGUUUUCUUCUCUGUUCUCAGCAAGUCUGCCCAUCUUGCUCCCUACCCCUGACCUGUAUCAUGGAUCCGACAACAGCUGCUAGGAACUUCCCGGGGGACAAGAAGCGCCAAGAUGAGUUGAUUAUUACCUCUGUGGUGAUGACAGCUAUGGCUGCUCUCUUUGUAUUGGGACGAUGCAUCAGCCGCUUCAUUUUGAUCCACAACCCCGGACCAGAUGACUACCUGAUGAUAUGCUCUCUGCUGCUUACCGUUGGCUAUGUUGUCAACUUGUUCCUCCUCAGAGCCAACAACAUAGGCUUCCCGAUGUCGACGUUUACGCCGGACAACAUGGUUAACUUUAUGAAGAUAACCCUGGCGAUCCAAGUCAUGUACUACGCGAAUGUGUUCUGCAUCAAGAUAUCCAUUCUGCUUACCUACCUCCGUUUCGCGGUGUCCAAGACUUUCCGAGUGGUUUGCUGGGGCACCAUCGUCCUCCACGCCGUGUUUUUUGUCACCUGCGUACUUGUCACGCUGCUCCAAUGCUUGCCCAUCCAGAAAAUGUGGGAUUUUGUGGGCGCCAUCGAGGGAUCAUGUAUUGACAGGACAGUCUUCUUUUACUCCACGUCGGGCUUCAACAUCAUAACCGACAUCUGGAUCAUAAUCAUCCCCAUCAAGACGCUCCACUCGAUCCAACGCCCUCGCCGGGAGAAAAUCGCCCUCUUCCUGAUUUUCGGUGUCGGCACCUUCGCCGCCGUAGCGUCCAUCGUCCGCCUUCACACCAUAUACAUCUACACCCUGUCAGCCGAUCCCUUCCGCGACGGCAUCCCCGUCAACCUGUGGUCCAUCAUUGAAGUGACAAUUGCCAUCAGCUGUGCCAGCGUUCCGGCCCUCAAGCCCCUUUUCAGCAGUCGCCAGAGGCGAGCCACGCGCGCUGCCAAGUCGUCUGGGUCCAGCUCUGGCCCCCGAUACGCACGGUCCCAGACGGCAUACCGUCACCAUGCACGGAUCGACAGCGACGAUGAUUCGGCAAAGAAACUGCAGAUUCAGCAAUCACACUCGAGGUCCAUUGUGCAUGGCUCGGAUCAGCAGUUGCCGGUUGAGCUUAAGGGCAGAGACAUUGGGGUGCGGACUGAUGUAGUCGUGGUCUAUGAUGAUAAGUGAUGGCCAUUUCUUGUGUAAGAAAGACACAAAGGGCAGGCUAACGAAGGGACAUAUACUGUCGAUUGCUUCUUGUAGUUAGGAACAUAAGGUCAGGUAC